Bipolaris sorokiniana ND90Pr is the source of this 570-nucleotide messenger RNA. RefSeq lists its product as uncharacterized. Lineage: Eukaryota; Fungi; Ascomycota; Dothideomycetes; Pleosporales; Pleosporaceae. Bases 1 to 570 code for a protein of 189 amino acids. The transcript has a single exon. The record is from RefSeq and is a predicted model, not a curated record.
AUGACUGAGCAGUACGAAACGACCGUACAGCUCGCGAACGAGACAAAGCGGUCCCUUAAAGAGAAGAAGGGAGAAAUGCAAAAGCUCGCUGCUCAUGUUGCAGAGUUGGAUAGCAAAUGCCAGUCUCUGGAACUUCAAUCCAGGGAGAUGGUCCAUCGUUCUCAACUGGAGAGGGCAAGUGACCAACUACAGAGAUCACAAGAGAUGUGUCAAGAUAUUAGCGAUAAGCACAAUGAACUUGAGCAGGAGAUGAGGGACAUGGUUGACCGUGUAGUAUACGAGGCAGUCUACCAGGAAAGCGAGGUUUCAACGAGAAAGUUUCUUGAGGCUGAUAGAGAGCUUGCACAUGUUGGUGAGCAACUGCAGUCCACGGAAGUUGUUCUUGAGGACGCGCUGCGUGACAAGGAGACGUUGAGCGAACGUGUAAAAGUCUCAGAAGAAGAACGUCUGGCUGCGUCAGACAUGCUACACAACUACGCUGCAUACAUCGAACAGCUGCCCUCGCUCGAGGAGUUUACACAAACAUCCUACAUGCUCCAAGAGUCCCAGGACAUCAUCGCUCGCCAAUAG